UGCCGGCGGCAGUUUGCUUGCGGCUUUGAUACCGAGUGGUAGUGUUGUUCAUUUCAUAAAAAUAACGAAAUGACAGAAUUUAACUGGGAUGAUAGUGCAGUACUUUUAUUAAUAGAAAAGUAUCAAGAAAAUGAACUAUUGUGGAACCCAAGGCACAUGGAUUUCAAGAAUCGCAACAAAAGAAAUGAUACGAUUAGGGAUAUUGCUUCUGUGUUUUACAUAGCAUCAUCAGAAAUUGAGAGAAAACUGAAGAAUUUAUCCAGCCAUUAUUUUCGAGAAAAACGCAAAUAUGAAGAAUCUAAAAGGAGUGGAUCUGGACGGGAUGAUGUUCAAUUGCCGAAAUGGUUUGCUUAUAAGGCGUUAUCAUUUCUUAAUGACAAGAAUGCACCGGUACCAACCGUCAACAGCCACACACCUAGUUCUUCUCAAGAUAAUAUCACUCCCCAGACUAAAAGGACUUCACGAAAGCGAAAUUUAGAGAGAGAACCUGAAGUUGAUGAUGCUUUGCAAUUACUGAGGGAGAUUACGUCUAAUGCAAGGCCACGCGAUGAUGCUGCUAUAUUUGCAGACUAUAUAAGUAGCAAGUUGAGGAAGAUGGAUCAAUACACGAUGUGUACAGUACAACAUCAAAUCCAGAAUAUUGUCUAUGAAGCAGAAAUGAGAAUGGGUUCGAUGAAUUUUGAUACCAAUAAUACUACUCAGCCUCUUCGUUAUCAAAAUGUUCGUCCAGGAUACUUCACAGACCAACCUACAACGCCAUCAAUGUCACCAUCGCCUUCAACUUCGCGCUCUUACUCUGUUCAAUCAGACUAUGAAAUGCAAAAUAGCCUAGAUGUCAACACAAGUGACAGUCUGUUACAAGUCUUGGAAAAUAAUUUAACCGAAAAUAGUGUAAUAGAAAAAGGAAAAUUAAUUAUUGAUAAAUGUUCAUGAUUCCUAAAUAAAACAAUUAUUUGAAUAA
This is a messenger RNA of Pieris napi, 961 nucleotides long. RefSeq lists its product as uncharacterized. Bases 70 to 933 code for a protein of 287 amino acids. The record is from RefSeq and is a predicted model, not a curated record. The transcript has 2 exons. Lineage: Eukaryota; Metazoa; Arthropoda; Insecta; Lepidoptera; Pieridae.